Molecule: messenger RNA, 1152 nt
Organism: Fusarium pseudograminearum CS3096
Lineage: Eukaryota; Fungi; Ascomycota; Sordariomycetes; Hypocreales; Nectriaceae
Exons: 7
Coding region: 1-1152 (383 amino acids)
Source: RefSeq, a predicted model, not a curated record
AUGUACAUCUCGGCGGCCCUUGUGGCCAUUAAAUGCCCGCCCAAGUCACUGCCUUGGGCUUUCCACCGCCAGAGGACAUGUCCUCAGCAGAGCUCAAAGCUCGGCGGUCCUCCUUUCCUCUUGCAUGAGUUCUUUCGGUAUGUUAGAGGAGGUCAGCGUUUACGCGAAAAUCCCCCGCUGAACAGCCAUCCAGAGACUUGGUCACUUGGAUUCGCCUCUUUCCCCCGAAAACCUCCCCUACGCCCUCAAGAAGCCACUGUGUGGGUCUUCACAGCAUAUCUGAAAGGCAAGGCAGCUUGGUCUCGAGUAUUUGAUUCCUCCUCUGGUCGAGCUCAAGAUCAAGCUGUCUUGCCUUUCAGAUCAAGUUGUCUUGCUUUUCAAGUAUGCUGUGGUGGUCGCGGUCUAUGCUGUGAGGAGGAUCACGUCACACUGGGCAGAUUGAGUAAGUACCCUGAGGAGCUUCUGAAGCCCCAUGUUGACACUGUAUUCGACUCCAUCAUUGAUCGGGAUACUCCAGACGGAGUAGUCAGCGACUCAUGCGAAUACACAAUGCUUCACAUUGCUGCUCAUAAGCUGAUGUAUGACACAAUCGAGAAGCUGAACGAACUGGGUGCAAAGUGGCUGUACGUUAAGAACUGGCUCAACCAAGUUGUCUUGCUUUUCAGGUAUGCUGUGAUGGUUCAUCGGCUAUGCAAGCGCCCAUGGAUGGCCCUUGACCUUACUGGGAACUCAACCCUCUCACAACGAGUCCUAGGAUCAAAUGUUGAUUUGGAUUGCCAUUAUAGCGAUGGAAUCCCAAAGGACGCUGCGUAUAUGGAAUACGAUCUUGGUUAUGCCGCCAGCGCUGUUGUCUCCCAAACUAGAAAUUGCCCGUGCCGGGAAAGUGAUGAGAUAUGUCUUCCAGAAUUUCAAGCCGCGGUCUGUGAACUUGUCCUCAACGGCGGAAACGGCGAUAUGGCCACCAAGGUAAUCGAUAUUGACGUCGUGUCAAGUCUCGUUACCGGUAGAAGACUCAGUGAGGUUGUAUACGUUUCGAUGACCCUUGUUGACAUGGGGACAGGUCUCGACGCACUUUGCAAACUCAGAGACCCCAGAGGCAACACAUGCGAGGCGUUUAAACUCCCAGCUUCUGUCGAAUUCCGACCUAGGUAG